Phyllotreta striolata is the source of this 902-nucleotide messenger RNA. Lineage: Eukaryota; Metazoa; Arthropoda; Insecta; Coleoptera; Chrysomelidae. The record is from the annotation of a GenBank genome assembly.
AGUCAAAUGAAUCAAGUCGUAGGGAUUGAGGUUUAGAGAAAUACGUCGUCGUAAAUUUGUUGAAUUUGUGAACAAUAUUCCCUCAUUAAAGGUUUAUUGAACUAUUUUUAGGGUGUGCAUUGUUUCGAAUACUAGUUUUUUUAUUGAACGUGUACAAUAAUAAAAUCGUAGAAAAUGAAUCCUGAGUAUGAUUACUUAUUCAAGCUGCUUCUUAUCGGCGAUUCUGGAGUAGGAAAAUCGUGUUUGCUAUUGAGAUUUGCGGAUGAUACUUACACGGAGAGUUAUAUUAGUACUAUUGGAGUAGAUUUUAAAAUCAGAACAAUCGACUUAGAUGGAAAAACAAUUAAAUUGCAAAUUUGGGAUACCGCCGGACAGGAAAGAUUUAGAACUAUAACAUCGAGUUACUACAGGGGCGCGCACGGAAUCAUCGUCGUGUACGAUUGCACAGAUCAGGACUCGUUCAACAACGUGAAACAAUGGUUGGAGGAAAUCGACCGUUACGCAUGCGACAACGUCAAUAAAUUACUUGUAGGAAAUAAAAGUGAUCUUACGACUAAGAAAGUUGUCGAUUUCAAUACGGCCAAGGAAUACGCGGAUCAGUUGGGCGUACCGUUUUUGGAGACGUCGGCGAAGAACGCCACCAACGUAGAGCAGGCCUUUAUGACGAUGGCGGCGGAAAUUAAAAAUCGAUUAGGGCCGCCGACCGCGGCCGCGGAUCAAGGAAACAAAGUUAGAUUCGAUCAAAGUCGUCCUGUUGAAACGACUAAAUCGGGAUGUUGCUGAAACAUUGUCUCAUUCAUAUUAUUUUGGUGAGCAUCGAUAUCCCCUUUCAUUUCUUAAUAACGAAGUCUAAUUGUUUUACUGGUAAUUUGUGUUUCAGAACGAAAUCGGGGUUGGUCGUA